Pocillopora meandrina is the source of this 1771-nucleotide messenger RNA. The record is from the annotation of a GenBank genome assembly. Lineage: Eukaryota; Metazoa; Cnidaria; Anthozoa; Scleractinia; Pocilloporidae.
UUCCUGCAGUGUGUUAUAACAGAUGCAAGGCAUGAUUCCAGUCAAUUAGCAGCUCACACAACAGUGUCAGCCCUUUCUUCCUUGUAAGAUGGUUUCUACUUGAUCUCUUUGUAUGAUAUGUUGAACCUCUGGUAUGUUCAACACCAUUCCUAAAAUCAUUUCGUUUGCACUGAUUAUCUUUAGGACCAAAAAGGUGUUAGCAGUUGUCAACUGGAGUAGGGCCAAUGAAACUUCAGCAGUAAGCCGUGAGGUCCCUAUGACAAAAGAGCUGCUGACUUAUCUCUCUGAGACACAAGGUAUGAUAAAUUUGCAUCCUCAAUAAUAUCAUAUCACAUAUGUAAUACAAAUAUGGAGAUCAGAAGUAUCUUUUAUAAUGCAGCUAAAGUAAUUCUUUUUCAGGGUUCCAUGUUGCAGAGGUGACAUAUGACUUUGUAUUACAGCUAACAACAUGGAUCUUGUCAAAAGGAAUGCUUGAUUCCUUUGACUCUUGGUAUGGUACUCAGUACACACUUGUAUUUUUUGGCUCAUUUUGUCUUGAUGAUUAUGACUAUUUCUUGAAAGUUAGCAUUUUAUUGGUGUUAAUAUUUUUUUUUUAUUAUUUUCAGGUGCAAAGUCUGUGACUAAAGCAAUGAAGGAAGUUGCCUCAGGGGCCCAGAGGGAUGAGGGCUCAAAGUGGUUUUUUGAAUUGUUCGACAAAGGUAAGAUAUCUCUCUUAUGAGAGUCAUCAAAAGCUAUAUUCUCUCCACAAUUAUCUGCAGAUGUCAAAUUCCUUCUUGAUAUAAGAUGAAUACAAUGGAAUAUAAUAUUUGUGAAUAUUUUACAGUGAAAAGUACAAGGACUCUUGUGUACUUCUGCAUGAAGAACAGUCCACCCAAUGAAGAAGAAUUUCAGGGUACACUGUUGAAUGUAGUUGACCAUUACCAGGUAAUUUGAGUGACUGUUUAUUGAGAACAUAGUAUUUUGUUUUCAUUUCUGUAAGUACCUUUUGUUGUGUUAUUCUAGUAAGAUAUGACAUGAUCAUUACCUCAAAGAUUGCACAUAUUUCUUUAAUAAUGGUGAAUAAGAGACAUUAUACUUACUAUAAUUAUUACUACUGAUUUAUUAAUCUAUUUUUUAUAACUUGGUGUAUUUAUUACUCAGGGAAAUCAUGUGAUGAGCAAAAAACUUUUAACUAAACCUGAAGUAGUAGCUGCAUGCAGGGAAGCCAUUGUGGGCACUUCAAUUUAUAGGCAUGCAUCGGACUACAUGCAGGUAAUUAAUUGACACAUGCUGUAUGUUUAUGUUUCUUUGCAUGAAGAAGUUUAUCUCUUCUUCCAAAUUAAUGAUGUUGAGGUAAGGGCUAUAAAUGAGUUGAACAAAUUAGUUUUCCUGUUAAAGAAAAAUCACCCAUAAUUUGUUGCCUUCUUCAGUGCAGGGAAACAUAUUGGAUUGAGUCUCUCCAUUCAGUGAUGCUCAUUUAUGCUGCAAAGCGGAUUCAUCAUGGGGAUGACACAUACAACAUGUGCAUGGAGUUAGCCAUUCUUGAUUGGGUAAGAAACUUAUGUUGUUAAUUCUGUACAAUUACUUUGGCACUUUUUGGAUUCACUGCCUUCUCUUGCUCAUUGACUCAUUUAUCUUACAGAAUGAAAAUGUGAAUCGAGAAGCAUCAUCUCUACAGAUGUACCAACAUACCAGGCAUCCAAACUGCUUGGCAGAGAUCAGGGUGCUUACUUCAAAGACAUUUAAUUUCAGAGGAACUAUCUGGUCUACCUUUUUUAAUAUAAACAAAUGA